Molecule: messenger RNA, 1123 nt
Organism: Panicum hallii
Lineage: Eukaryota; Viridiplantae; Streptophyta; Magnoliopsida; Poales; Poaceae
Exons: 5
Coding region: 95-877 (260 amino acids)
Source: RefSeq, a predicted model, not a curated record
CUGUUGCUGAGCUGCCGUGUCCACGUUUCACUCUCCCCACAUUUCGCCCCUCGCACCCCGCUGCUUUCUCGCCUCGCUUUGCUGGAACGUAAAAAUGGCAGCUUCCUCGCCGUCCCUCCCGCCGCCGCCGCCGCCGGCCGCGGCCUCCACCACGCUGGCCGGGAACCUCACGGCCUCCUCCCUCCUGUCCAUCCCGCCGCCGCGCCCGCGCCUCGCCGCGGCGCACCGCCGGGCGGUCGUGGCCGCCGCCGCGUCGCCCAGGCCUCCGCCGUCGCCUAAGGGAGGCGACGGAGACGAUCAGGACGUGGAGAGGGCGAUGGGGAUGGACGGAAGCAUCCCCGGGACCUCCGGCGAGUUCCUGCGCCGCGUCUCCUCCCGCGCCUACGGCAUGCGGCGACACCUCAUGGAGUCGCUGGACUCCCUCGCCUAUGAUGUAUUGGAGACAAACCCAUGGAGAGAAGAUUCCAAGCCAGUCUAUGUACUGGCCAGGAGUGAUAACCAGCUAUGGACAAUGAAAACACGCAGGAGCCGCAAUGAAGUUGAAAGGGAACUUGGAAUGCUUUUCUCAAAGGGAGGGGGUUCAGGAGUUGGAACUAAAUCAAAGUACUCUGGUUCCAAGUUUAACAUGGUUGUUGAAGAUAUCAGAGAGGGAGUGCUGGUAUUUGAGGAUGAGGAUGAUGCUGUAAAAUAUUGUGAUAUUCUUCAAGGUGGUGGUCAAGGGUGUGAGGGAAUUGCAGAGAUAGAAGCGUCAUCAGUUUUCAGCAUGUGCCAGAAAAUGAAAGCCCUUGCUGUUCUUUUCCGACGUGGAACGACUCCUCCAUUGCCUCAAAGCCUCGAGCGUGACUUAAGGGCGAGAAAACGGUCUUUGGAAGACUAGGAAUGUUGGUUUACACUGUAUAGAACUGUUAAUUGUAUUAUAGCUGUUGAAAGGCCAUAGGCCAUUUAUAAUAAACCACAUAGUACGUAUAACUCCCUAGCUGGAAUGAAAGAAGGCAGUCUGACAGUAAACACAGACGAUAGCUCGACAGUCGACACCAGAAAUCUCUUUGAAAUUGGAUAUUCUUGUAAUUAUGUACAUUCCGAAGCUCCAUUUUACAAUGAAUAAACGUGAUCCAUCAAGUUA